AUGUCGGUCAACUGGGUGAUGCUGGAGCCCUCGUCGGCGCAACCCUUUACUCCCCUCCCGCACGAGCAAACUCUCUACAAGUCACCAGCCCGUACCAGCUUUUCCCUACAGUCGCUCAACAAAUUCCCUGGCAAAGAGCCCGUCCAUUACUCAGCCUCUGCUGGCACCUUGUACCUCACCAACCGCCGCCUGGUCUACCUUCCCUCCACACCAACACCUCAACUCCAGUCAUUCGCCGCACCUCUUCUCAACACUCACGAUUCACACGUCGCUGCUCCUUGGAUAGGACCAAAUGUCUGGACCGCUCUCGUGCAACCCGUUCAGGGAGGUGGCAUUCCUGCACAUGUCCCUGCGCUAGAACUCAAGUUCGCAUUCAAGGACGGAGGUGCAUACGAUUUUCACUCUGGUUACGAAAGAGUCAAGGAGAGACUACAACAACAAGUCGAUGUCGCGAGGCAAUCAGGUUAUCUCCAAGGCGACGGCAGCGAGGCUGGACGCGGCAGAGGGGGAGACACUCUUGCUGCCGUUGAUGUCGCAAAUGUUCAUUUGGACGACUUGCCUGCUUAUGAGGAAACUGGUGCUUCGGCAUCCAUCCCUCAGCCUCCAGCUCCGGCUACCCAAACACCUGCACCGAGGCAAGCUGCUAGUCCUCCCGACUCCCAUGCGCCAGAAGUUUUUACACCACCUGCUGAGCCGCCACCAGGAUAUGAGCAAGUGCAGAGAGAGACUGUCGAAGACGAAUUGGAGAGGAGAUUGAGCAGAGGUCAGAUUCUUUGA
Molecule: messenger RNA, 777 nt
Organism: Aureobasidium melanogenum CBS 110374
Lineage: Eukaryota; Fungi; Ascomycota; Dothideomycetes; Dothideales; Saccotheciaceae
Exons: 2
Coding region: 1-777 (258 amino acids)
Biological process (GO): positive regulation of DNA-templated transcription
Cellular component (GO): nucleus
Molecular function (GO): transcription coactivator activity; chromatin DNA binding
Source: RefSeq, a predicted model, not a curated record